Messenger RNA from Mercenaria mercenaria, 3160 nucleotides. RefSeq names its product deleted in malignant brain tumors 1 protein-like. The transcript has 15 exons. Gene Ontology annotation, cellular component: membrane. The record is from RefSeq and is a predicted model, not a curated record. Bases 91 to 3156 code for a protein of 1021 amino acids. Lineage: Eukaryota; Metazoa; Mollusca; Bivalvia; Venerida; Veneridae.
UAUCACUCGAGAUCAGGACAUUAUUACAAUACGCAUUGCACGAUCUAGUUAGCGAAUACGAUAUCGUACGGUUUGCAAAGCGGGGAGACUAUGGCUAAAAUUGGACUUAAUUUGUUUUUCAUUCUGUCAGUUUCCUGCCUGGCCAGUAAAGCUUUUGGGAAAGCAAGCGCAGAAAGUUUAUAUGAAUCGUUGUCAUGGAGGAUAGAUUACGUGAUUCGAGACGUAAACAAUCUGAGGUCAGAAUUGAUGGAAACAAAGUCUGUUGUGAACAGACUAGAAAGUAAGAUAGAAAAGAUCGAAGAAAACGCAACAGCUACUAUCAUCGGUACAAAUAAAAAUGAAGAAAAAAUUUCUCAAUCCAUUAUAAAUGAUAAAAUAAAGGCAGUUGAAGAAAGGACUGAAUCUUUGAUCAAAAAUCAAAUCAAGAGACAAAAAGUGGCAGUGAUGAAAAUCCUUUUCGAAAACAAAAAGCUCAUGAGAGAAAAAGUACAAAAUUUUGAAAGCAAAUUUAUAAUGUUUACAUCUGAUAUUAAAUUUCAAAUGGAACUAAUGAAUGCCUCAAUGGAAAGCUCUGUGGAAAGCCUAGAACAAUCAAUGACUGAACACAAGAUAGACACUAAUUCUUCGCUCAUGUUGAUGAAUGCCUCAAUAAAAAACUCUGUGGAAAGCCUAGAACAAUCAAUGAAUGAACACAAGAUAGACACUAAUUCUUCGCUCAUGUUAAUGAACGCUGAUUCUCAUGAUAGGUUAAACGAAACGAACCUGAAGCUAGAAGUAAUGAGGGUUGAAUUCCAAAACAUGAAGGAUGAUUCGGACACUAAAAUCGAAAUGACAAAGAACGAAAUUGAAAAUAAAAUGAACUCAGUUCUGCAAAAUGCGACAAGCGGGAUCAACGAUCGUUUGAAUGAUGCAGAGAGUCGAAUAAGGUCAAUGUCAUCAGAAAAUCAAGAAGUGGUAAAUGGCCGAUGGUCGCCCUGGAGUAGUUGGUCAUCCUGUUCUGUUACUUGUGGUGUUGGAAUGAAGGAAAGAACGAGAAGAUGUGAUAAUCCCGCCCCGUCAAGACUUGGACAAGCAUGCAUUGGCAGUUCAGAGGAUAAAGAAAUAUGCACCAUGAAUAAAUGCCCAUUUUCAGUGCGUCUUGUAAAUGGCCCACAUGCGUUUGAAGGGAGGUUGGAAGUGUACAAUGAUGGGCAGUGGGGGACAGUAUGCGAUGAUUUUUUCGACAAUGAUGCUGCAAAGGUUGUUUGCAGAAUGCUUGAUUUCCCAGGAGACGUGAAUCUAGCCGAGAAAUAUUCAGCAGCACAUUACGGCAGAGGAUCAUUGCCAAUCUUACUUGAUGAUGUUUCUUGCAAUGGUUCAGAAUUAAGCAUAACUGAUUGCUCACACAACGCAUGGAGUUUACACAACUGUAAUCAUGGAAAAGAUGUUGGUGUAGCAUGCCGUUCGCCUCCUGUACGCCUCGUAGAUGGACCACAUAGGUACGAAGGUAGACUUGAGAUUUAUCACAACGGAGAGUGGGGAGUUGUAUGUGACGAUUCUAUCAAUGACAAGGCGGCAAGGGUUGUCUGUAGGAUGCUUAAUUUUCCGGGAGACAUGAAUCUAGCCCAGAAAUAUUCAGGAGCUCAUUAUGGCGAGGGAUCAUUGCCGAUGUUACCGGUUGAUGUUUCUUGCAAUGGUUCAGAGUUACGCAUAACUGAUUGCUCACAAAAAGCAUCGGUGUCAUACAACUGUAGUCACAGAGAAUAUGUUGGGGUAGCAUGUCAUCCACUUUCAGUGCGUCUUGUAAAUGGCCCACAUGCGUUUGAAGGGAGGUUGGAAGUGUACAAUGAUGGGCAGUGGGGGACAGUAUGCGAUGAUGGCUUCGACAAUGAUGCUGCAAAGGUUGUUUGCAGAAUGCUUAAUUUCUCAGGAGACGUGAAUCUAGCCGAGAAAUAUUCAGCAGCACAUUACGGAAGAGGAUCAUUGCCAAUCUUACUUGAUGAUGUUUCUUGCAAUGGUUCAGAAUUAAGCAUAACUGAGUGCUCACACAACGCAUGGAGUUUACACAACUGUAAUCAUGGAGAAGAUGUUGGUGUAGCAUGCCGCUCGCCUUCUGUACGCCUCGUAGAUGGACCACAUAGGCACGAAGGUAGACUUGAGAUUUAUCACAACGGAGAGUGGGGAGUUGUUUGUAACGAUUCUAUCAAUGACAAUGCGGCAAGUGUUGUCUGUAGGAUGCUUAAUUUUCCGGGAGACAUGAAUCUAGCCCAGAAAUAUUCAGCUCAUUAUGGCGAGGGAUCAUUGCCGAUAUUACCGGUUGAUGUUUCUUGCAAUGGUUCAGAGUUACGCAUAACUGAUUGCUCACAAAAAGCAUUGGGGUCAUACAGCUGUAGUCACAGAGAAUAUGUUGGUGUAGCAUGUCAUCCACUUCCAGUGCGACUUGUAAAUGGACCACAUUGGUACGAAGGCAGACUUGAGAUUUAUCACAAUGGAGAGUGGGGAACUGUAUGUGACGAUUAUUUCAGGGACAGUGCGGCAAGGGUUGUCUGUCGGAUGCUUAAUUUUCCGGGAGACGUGAAUCAAGCCGCACACUAUUCAAGAGCAAAAUAUGGCGAGGGAUCAUUGCCGAUCUUACUUGAUGAUGUUAUUUGCUCUGGUUCAGAAUUAAGCAUAACUGAUUGCUCACACAACGCAUGGGGGUCACACAACUGUGGACAUACAGAAGAUGUUGGUGUUACAUGUCUCCGGGCUCCUGUACGCCUCGUAGAUGGACCACAUAGGCACGAAGGUAGACUUGAGAUUUAUCACAAAGGAAAGUGGGGAGCUGUUUGUGGCGAUUCUUUCAAUGACAAUGCGGCAAGAGUUGUCUGUCGGAUGCUUAUUCCUACGGGGAUUGAGUAUUAUGUUAUUUCAAACACAACGUAUGUUAUUUCAAACACAACGUAUGGUGAAGGACCUGUGCACAUUCGUUUGGAUGAUGUAAACUGCGAUGGUACUGAGUCAGAUAUCUUUGAUUGCUUACAUGUCAGCUCGGGACCGGAAGACUGCCAUAGUGGGGAUGUUGGCGUUUCUUGUUUUUCAGGGCUUGCUGUUCGUCUUGCUGGAGGAAGUUCAGACAGCGGUCGUGUGGAGAUAUCUUUGGAUGGAUCAACCUGGGGUACUGUGUGUAACGAUUAAUUUA